AUGAGCGACACAACAACACCCAAGGUCAAGAAGCAAAUCAUUUUGAAUGCAUUUGUGAUGAAUACCCCCGGCCACUUGGCCCCUGGGCUCUGGAAACACCCUAGAAACAAGACGGAUCAGUACAAAAAGCUCUCCUUCUGGACGGAUCUUGCCCAAUUGCUCGACCAAGCCGGGUUCCAUGCAAUGUUUAUCGCCGACACUCUGGGCGCCUACGAUGUAUACAAAGGACCAUCCAAUGUUGUGCCUACAUUGUCAUCAGGCGCACAGUUCCCUGUCAACGACCCACUCUACCUGGUCCCCGCUCUGUCGGCUGUCACGAAGAAUCUCAUCUUUGGAGUGACCGCCAGUCUGACUUAUGAGAAGCCUUACGCGCUCGCACGACGGCUAUCUACCGUGGAUCAUCUCAGUGAAGGGCGAGUGGCGUGGAACAUCGUCACGUCCUACCUAGACAGCGCGGCCAGAAACCACGGACUGAAUGAGCAGAUCGCGCAUGACGAGCGAUAUGCGAUCGCAGAUGAGUACCUAGAGGUGCUCUACAAGCUUUGGGAAGGUAGUUUCCGAGAUGACGCCGUGCUGGCUGAUCGGCAGCUUGGUACAUACUUAUCCAGCGAUGGUGUACGAGAAAUCAACCAUAAAGGAAAAUAUUUCGAGGUUCCGGGUCCUCAUUUCUGCGAGCCAUCGCCGCAACGCACACCAUUCCUCUUCCAGGCGGGUGUCUCCGAGGCCGGCAAUAAGUUUGGCGGGACCAAUGGAGAGGCAAUCUUCAUCGGUGGACAGACUCCUGAGGUUACCCGUACCACAGUCGACAAUAUUCGGGCUAUAGCCAAGGAGGCGGGUCGUGAUCCGAACCACAUCAAGGUGAUUGUGGGCAUCAACGUGAUUGUCGCGGCAACAGAUGAAGAGGCCCAAGCCAAACGAGACGAGUAUCUGCAAUACGCCGAUGACGAAGGUGCCCUCGCUCUCUUCGGGGGGUGGACUGGAAUCGAUCUUUCAACCUACUCAGAUGACGAAGACUUCCGCUUCAGCGACUCGCCUCGAGUGCAGUCUGUUGUGCGCAGAUUCUCCGCCACUGUUCCUGGUACAGAUAAUCUGCCAUGGACCAAGCGCAGAAUCGUGGAGUAUAUAAGUGUCGGCGGACUUCAAGCCAAAAUUGUCGGUAGUACUCAGACCGUGGCUGAUGAGUUGGAGAGAUGGGUGGAAGUCUCGGACGUGGAUGGAUUCAAUCUUGCUCACAUCGUGAACCCCGGGACAUUUGAGGACAUCAUCGAGUUUUUGCUGCCUGAGUUGCGGCGCAGGGGUCUGUUCCGGGAAACAAUUGAGAAGGAGGGUGCCACAGCCCGUGAGGUCUUCAUUGGCUCGAAGCGUCUACCUGAAGAUCAUCCCGGUAGCAAGUAUAAGUGGCGGGCAGGCGAAAGCGUCCCCAGUUACCAGGCUGUCUAG
This is a messenger RNA of Penicillium salamii, 1440 nucleotides long. The record is from the annotation of a GenBank genome assembly. NCBI's taxonomy places the organism in Eukaryota, Fungi, Ascomycota, Eurotiomycetes, Eurotiales, Aspergillaceae.